AUGGGGACCCCCUCGGCGCCCGAGAAGCCCCGGCCCCUCGAGGGUGCGGCCGCGGGGCUGGGGGCCUGGUGGCGAGGCCGCAAGGCGCCCCGGUCGUCCGCGCACCUGGCGUUCCACCUCGACUCGCGGUUCGCGUCUGGGGAGGUUUUCACCGCCCAGCCGUUGGGGUGCCUCUUUGCGCAGGCCUUCCACACGCCCGGGGCGCUGGAAGUCAUGCAGGCGCUCAUUGUUCCAGACGAGACGGACGAGCAUGCCAAGCUUCCUUGGCAGGUUCGGCUGCGGCCCGACCAGGUCGGCGCCACGUACGGCACCGCCUUCGAGGACCCGAAUGCGUCGGGGCUGGCGUGCUGCCGAUGGGCCUGCUGCGGUGGGCGGACUCCAACGAGAGGCCCUACGUCUGGACCAACCCCAGCUCCAGCACGGUCCUGCAGGAGGGCGAUCUCCUCUUCGUCCUGGGAGACCGCUACUACGGGAGCCUCGCCUUUGAGGCCGGCCUGCUGCCCCUGUCCGGCAAGGGCGGCU
Messenger RNA from Prorocentrum cordatum, 522 nucleotides. The record is from the annotation of a GenBank genome assembly. Lineage: Eukaryota; Dinophyceae; Prorocentrales; Prorocentraceae.